This is a messenger RNA of Lates calcarifer (barramundi perch), 1025 nucleotides long. Its product is annotated as protein myomixer-like. The transcript has a single exon. The coding region runs from base 774 to 1001 and encodes 75 amino acids. The record is from RefSeq and is a predicted model, not a curated record. Lineage: Eukaryota; Metazoa; Chordata; Actinopteri; Centropomidae.
CCAAUCAGUCAGCCCAACAUGUGCUCUGUUGAACCCUAGCCACCAUUAAGGAGUGGUAGGGGUCAUCAUCUGCUUGACUGUAAUUUGCCCCCCACACUUGUCAUAACAGCAGGUCUGAGGUUUAAGGAGCAGAGCGACAGGGAUGUUCUGCUCCAUUCAGCUGCAACCUGUGUGACAACUGCUCCUCACUGAUGGGGAAAGAGGAGGCUCAGAGCUGAGGAAAGCACUCUCACUCCUGGACCGGCAGCACUUACAUGAGCCUCUGAAGCUUCUCAGGUUUUAGCAGACAAUCCUGGAUAUUUUUUUUUUUAAAUCUGCCACUGACAGACUUUUUCGUAUUGCAAUUUUUUGCACUGGAACAGAGCACAACGCCUCAGGGCUGAAUCCGUUCCUCUGCACUUCCACGAGGUGGAGGUAAGGUAGAGGCCGUGUGGGUGUGUGUGUGAGAGAGUGUUUCAGCUGAGGAUAUUACCUCAUAGAGGAUAAGCUGUGAUUGAAGAGGUCUAACAGAGGUCUCUCACUCUGACUCCAUUACUCCUCGCUUCUUAUCUGAGCAGAUUUUCUGUUCGAGUUCAGAGGGGAAGUUUUGACAGCCAGGCUUUACAGCCCUCUCUCCGCUCUGUCGCUCCUGACAGAGAGAAAGAGAGAGAGAGAGAGUGAGUGGAGAGGUGGUGACUUCAUCCCCUCUCUUAACCAACCCUCCUCCUCCCCCCUCCUUUUUUGAGCUUUCUUUUUUUCUUUUUCUUUUUUUUUGCACAGCACAGUCAGGCAGCAUGCCAGCAGUUUUCAUCUUGCUGCGGUCCCUGGUUAUCAGGCUCCUCAGUAGCAGACUGGCAGGCUCAGUGGCACAGUUCCUCAGGAGAAGCCUCUCUACAGGCGCUGCCCACCUUGGCACGGCGCUGCGCCACGUCUGGGACCGCAUUCGAUCCCAGGAGUCCAAGGAAGCCAUCCUGGGCUGUGUGCUGUGCAUUCUCAACAUGCACAAGAAGGUGGAGAACUGAGCUCUUCCUCCACUUUCUGUUCAA